AUAGUAGCCGAUACAAUUUUGGAGUUGGAAAAAAAGAUGAAGAGAAGUUGUUGUUGAAGAGGAAAGACUUCUUUUUUUCCAGUAUAAAGCAGUGAAGUUCUGCUUACUACCCUUCAGGAUUCGAAGUGACAGAUCUCUGAGGCACAAAAAUGAGUGAGCAAUCAAUUGCUUCAGCCAGAGCCUCUGUGAUGGUCUAUGAUGACACCAAUAAAAAAUGGAUCCCCAGUGGAUCUUCCAGUGGGUUGUCUAAAGUUCACAUUUACCAGCAUCUCACAAAUAAUACCUUCAGAGUAGUUGGAAGAAAACUGCAAGAUCAUGAAGUUGUCAUCAAUGCCUCCAUACUCAAGGGACUUAAAUACAACCAAGCCACACCAACAUUUCACCAGUGGCGAGACAAUAAACAAGUUUAUGGCCUUAACUUCAGUAGUCGUGAUGAUGCAGAAGCAUUUGCAGUUGCCAUGCUUCGAACUCUUGAAGCUGUCAACCAAAAUAGUUCUUCCUCCAGACCUCCGCCCCCACCCCCUAUGAACUCACAACCUGUCUAUCAAAGCAUUUCUGGAGAUAUGGAAAUGAAUAACAUUGAUCAAAAAUGGUCAGACAAUGGAAUGUCCCAUCAAGUACAGUAUGGAAGCAAUGCAGUGAAUGGCUCUCAGAUGAAUAAUAUGAAUUCUGGAUCUCCAAGUAAUACACUGCACCGUUCAGCAGCCCCUAGCUGUGCUCCACCUGCUCCUCCUCAACCACCAACUCCACCUGUUCAACAGAAUGUUGCACCUCCUCCUCCACCACCCCCUCCACCACCUCCUCCAUCUAUGAGCAUACCUCCUGCUCCUCCCUCCAUGCCAAAUGCAGGACCACCCCCUCCCCCUGCUCCUCCUAUGGGACUCUCUGGGCCACCUUGUCCCCCUCCCCCUCCUGGCUCUUCCAUGCAGCGACCCAAUACGGCAAAUAUGUCUCUGGCAUCAGCCCUUGCUAAUGCAAAGUUGAAGAAAACAAUGAAGACUGAACCUACCAAUGAUGCUAAUAAGACACCUGGUCCUCCUUCUGGUAUGGCUAGUAUGAUGGACGAAAUGGCAAAAACACUUGCAAGAAGACGAGCUCAGGCAGAAAGCUCUCAAACCAUGGAUGGUAAUUCAACUUUAGAUGCUAAAUGGGAUAAAAAUUCUGCUAAUGGUAACAGCACAAAUGCAGGAUUGGAAUCGCCUAAAAGCAGCAGGAGGCAAAGGAUAGGAUCCAUUGGUGACAUGGAUAACUUAAAAACGAAUGGUUUGGAUUCUUGCGACAUGGAUCGAUUAAAGCAAGAAAUAUUGGUAGAAAUUCGUAUGGAAAUCAACAAGCUGAAACAAGAUAUUAUUGAUGCCAUAAGAAUGGAGCUGAAUAGAAGAUAAUACAUCUCAAUUUCUGAAUGUGGGAAAGAAAAAUGAGAUGAAACAGCCUUUUUUUUUACUCAACAAAUUACUGUGAAGAACUGGUCUUUAUGUGUGAGUUUGCCUUCCAUACUGGGUUUCGUACUGUAUAUAAAUGUGCAAGACUACUUUUGCCUUCUGGGAACUAUUUCAAAGGUUCGCAUUUGUACUUUUUCUAUAGAAUGCUGAAUCAGAAAAAAAAAAAAAAAGCAUUGUUUUGUUCUUUAAAAAAAAAUCUUUUUUUGACUCUGAUAUGUUUGAAAAAUUUUUCUUUAUGCCAAAUCAAAAAAAAAAAAAAAAAAAAAAAGAAAUUCAUGCUAAGGAUAUCUAAAUAUCAUUCAUUUUCAAAGAAUUAAUUUUCACUUCUGCAUUUUCUUAAAGCAAAGUCUUAUUUAUUUGUUGAAGCUUUUAUUUAUAUAUAAUAUAAACUUCUGAGAAAGUACAUUUAUAGAACUAGUAUUGCAUUUUUCUUACUAUGUAAGUAUUGGUAGGUGAAAUUACUUUUCUUGCUAUUGAAAACAGUCUUAUGUAGCUAUAUUUUUGUAGCUAUGGAGGGAUUUUAAUGUCACUUAUACAAACAUUUUUAUGGUGCUGAAUUCUAAACGAGCUAUUAGAUCAAUUAGUUUACAUUCUUUUUCAAAAUCUCUCACUUUCUACUAUUAUUAAAAUUUAGGAAAUCUAAAAUAUAUAUUGCUUAUGUAAGUAAAUUAGUUAAUAAAACACUAUUUUGUGAGUGUUGGGUUAGGCCUAAUUCAUCCUAGCAAUAGAUAAAAAUGAUUAAAAUUGUUUGUUCAGGCCUUUUCUGCUACAAAAAAAAAAAAAAAAAAAAAAAAAUGGUUAUUCAAGUUUAAUAAUUUUGAUUUCAAAUGCAUUUGAAAACUAUUUUUUUUUAGAUAUCUUUGGCUGUUUUUUAUGAUUCGUUUUAUGUUUUUAUUAUUAUUAUUAUGGACAUUUAUUUAUGGUAUGAAUUUUUCAACAUCUUAGAUGGAAAAACUAUGCAUUUAUUGACUUUUUCAACUAAGCAUUUUAUUUUAUUUGACUGAGCAUGAAGAUAAAUUUUUAUAACCAUAUCAGGUGACAAAAUUCUUUUCUUUUAUUAAUCAGUGCCUUUUUGUUGGCACCUGCUAUGUGAUGCUCUUCCAUACAACAAUUGCAUUUGCGUAGCUGAUUUCAAGUAAAGAUAAUUGAGUGUUUAUAUUUGAAAGUUUUGAUAAUUAAAAGUACCAGUUCUGACUUAAAACUUGUAUGGCGCUGAAAUACAUGGUGAUUUUUUUUAAAUGUGUAUUUACUAAUACUCCUACUUACUCUAUUAACAAAAUUUAUGUGUGUUAACUUGAGCUUUUUAUAAUAUGAAUGUAAGUGUAGUGUUUUUAAUAUGUUUUCAUGGUAACGUAAAAUCAUUGUUAUUAAAGUCUUGCCUUUUGAUAUCAUGCUUAAAUAUCAGUGUUUCUCUUGUUGAACAAAGAAUGCUGUCAUUUUUAAGGCACUGUACAUUGUGUAUUGCAGUUUAAUCUGAUACCCAUUGAAAUUCUUACACACUGUAUUUGUUUACUUUUGUAAUUUUUAUGACCCAUUUUUGACUUAGAAAAUUAUUUCUUGGAUAUAUUAUCUAUUAAUUUGAUAUUGUAAUUUAUUUUAAAGGAAAUAUUUAAUAUGCUUUUUUUAUUUAUUUGUUUCUUCAGUGAAUUAAAAUUUUCUUUAUUCCUCUAUAAUGAAAUAAUUUUAAUCCUAUAUAACAAUUUUCACUCUAGAAAGAUACUUCAUCAGUAGAUGAGAACUAAAUGUUUUUGUUUCAAUGACAAAUGUUAUUAACUUGCUUCUGUAUAAUUGCCCAGAAAGUAUCUAUAAAGAAUUCUUCAGGUGCAAAGGAUGAUUCAAAACUUUUUUUGAAUAUUUAAACAUAUCAAUUUUAUUUCAUGCCAAAGAAAAAUGUUUAGGACUGCAUAUUUCUUGUAGCUAUUUAAAACUGAAGUUAUUAAAUUUCCUAUUAUUUUACUACAUUUUCAGAUUAUUUCAAAUGCUACAUUCUAUCAUUUAAAAUUAUUUAUAUAGGAAAGCUGUAGUUGAAUAACAAACUACAUUUGAAUAUUGAAAUAUUCUAGAACUAUAAUUAAUUCAUUAUAAUGAGAAAGUGUUUAGUUUUCUAUGUAAUUGUAAAGUUUUAUUAUCUUUAGAUUGGUGAGAAAAAUAAAUAUUAUUUUUCAUUUUUAUUGCAUGAAAUAAUAUUCAAAACCUGAGCUUUUGUAAAAGCAGCCUUAUAUUUUUGGAAAUCAUGAAAUUUCGUUCUAAACAAGACUGAAUGUUUGCAAUUGCUUGUUGACUAAGAUUUAAAUGUUUUAUAAAUAUUGGAUAUGUAGACUUAUUUUAAUUUUAGACUAAUGCAGUUAUCGAUAUGAACUUUUACUUUCAUAUUUUAGUGAGAUUAUUUUGAAUUUAU
This is a messenger RNA of Argiope bruennichi, 3840 nucleotides long. RefSeq names its product protein enabled-like (gene ena). Lineage: Eukaryota; Metazoa; Arthropoda; Arachnida; Araneae; Araneidae. The transcript is spliced from 11 exons. The coding region runs from base 150 to 1385 and encodes 411 amino acids. Gene Ontology annotation, molecular function: SH3 domain binding. The record is from RefSeq and is a predicted model, not a curated record.